AUUUCUACCUCGUUCCAGUGUAUAUAUACAUAUAUUUCAAUAGGAGCUGACCCGGCUGACCGUCUUUUCCUCCUGCCUCCUGCCGCGUUUACAACACGCGUUUUCGCUCGCAAACGUCGCAUAGCUGAUUAUCGACGGCCGACGCGGAGGGAGCGCAUGUAUCGAGUGCACAUUCUUGUGGCUCCGCGCUCAUUGGCGCUUCGGUGGCGAAUCGUCGCCGCGCUCGGGGUCAGGUAACCGCCGUUUCAAAUUGAAAUAACCGAUCCGGCGAGGAGUCGGGCAGACUGGCAGCAGGCAGCAGGCAGAGUCAGGCAGAGUCGAGUGAGGGAUCGCUGGCGACGCUGGCUGGAAAGACGCAGUGUUUGGCGCGAUCGAACGUGGUCCGCGUGGUUUUGUCUUCGCGCGAGCGGGAGGCGCACGCGAACGGAACGACGACAACGGGAACACCUGUGCAACGGUCGUUCGACAGCGGCUCCUGAUCGCGCCGAUCGCGCAUAUUCCGCACCGGCGAACAUCGCCCGGCAACGAUUCUGUCGCGGCGAAUCCGUCGGAUCUCGUUCGUUGAUUGAGUUGAUUCCUGAGUACGCUGUACGGCAGGCAACUUCUACGUGCGUGAGCGCGCGCGACACGACGAAAUGUCCUUCUCCAAGGCGAGGAUACAGCGGUUCAACGAACUUGGAAGUGACGCACCUCCACCAGGCGCUUAUGAUCCGAAAUUUGACAGUAAGGUGAAAGGAUCCGUUAUUGAGAAGUCCGAUAGGUUUUUAGAUAAUAAAAGUACAAGCAGCGCGGAAUGCAGUGCCUCUACCGCAUCAAUAAAAAGCAAUGCGACGACUCCCCUUUUCCGAAUGCCUCAACCACCAUUGAAACGAUUGGUCACGAAAUCGACGGGGUUGACUUAUCCCAAAUUAAAAACUGCGCAAUUAAUCAAAGUUCAAAGCAUGAAAUAUGAAUCCAAUCAGCAACUUGCGGAUCUUCAAGUAGAAUGUUCGAACAAGGAUAAGACUAUACAGGAACAUGAGAAGCACAUCGAGGAUAUGAAAGAUGAGAUACAGAAAUUGGAAGCCGAAUUGGAGGAGCUGCGUAAGAAACAAAAUGAAAUAGAAACGCAACAUAUGAAAGAUAUAGAAACAAUGGCUAAGUUGCAACAGGAUGUAAUAAAUAACCAUGAUGAUAAACAUCAGGCAGAAUUGCAGGUACUUCGCUCUCAAUUAUUAGAAAUGACCAAGGAAAAAGAGCAAGAGAUUUCAACGCGAAAAGUAAUAGAAACGGAACUCAGAAGUCGUGCGGCUGAACUAUCGAAAAGAAUAACAACACUGGAAGCUGAGUUGUCUGCAAAGAAAGAAGAGAACAGAACAAAGAUUGAAGCUCUUGAAACGCGCAUUGGAGAAUUGUUAAACAAAUUGGAAAAAACUAAACAGGAUCACGAUAUGGAAAUAGGAUUAUUACAAAAAGAAAAAUGUCAACUCGAUGUCUGUGUCACGAAUUUAACUCAAGAACAAUCUGAUCUUGAAUCUAAAUUGGAAAUGAGGCAGAACAAAAUUGCGGAACUUGAAGCUCAAUUAUCUGCUCUGCAGUGUGAAUUACAUGAACUUAAAACGCAAUACGGAAAGCUUGCCAACAAUUACCUUGAUAAAUUUUCUGAUUUUGCUAACAAACACGAGGAAGAAAUUAAACAUAUAAAAAAUGACUUUCAAAAAGAAAAAGCCGAGUUCUUGAUAGAAAAUGAAAUUUAUAAGACACGCGCAUCAAAAAUGGAAACAAAAGCAAAUGAAAUGGAAGAAAAAAAUUAUUCCCUUACGGAAGAAUUGAAAAAUCUUCAAAGAUAUCAUAAAGAUGUGACUCAACGUUUACAAGAAGCUCAAAAUGAAUUAGAAGUUUCAAAUGAGAGACAUACCAUUAUGAUAGAAAAAUAUAAAAGGGACUUGAAUGAUAUGACAAAUAUGCACACGAAAAACACAUUAAAACUGGAGAAAGUAUUAGAAGAUGCUGCAGAUGAAUAUUUAAAAGAAUUGGAAAAUUUUACCAAGGCGAAAGAUAAAGAAAUAGAAGAAUUAAAACAAGCUUGCGCUAAGAAAAUUGAAGAGGAAACCGAGCGGAUAAUGAAGAAUGCCCAGAAAAUAAUCGAAAAAGCGGAGGCUGAUAAACAAGACGUAGUAGUAGCAUGUCGCACCGAGAGCAAGAAACAGGUGAAAAAAACGAUUGUUGAAUGUGAUGCGAAAGUCAGCGCCAUGGUCGAAGAAGCGCGAAAUACCGUGGAAGAGGAGAUGCGACUUGCUAACGACAGAUAUAAAACAUGUUUGCUUCGCAUGGAAGUAGAGCGUGCUGCAUUAGACGAAAAACUUUCGCAAAGAGAUGCUGAAAUCACGAAACUUUCCAUGACACUCGAGACACUUAGAUCAUCCGCGGAAACACAGGAAAGUUUUAGUCAAAGUUUGCAACAUGAGCUGGAUAAAGCAGAAAGCGAAUUGGCGGACAAAAAACAAGAAUUGAGAGCUUUAAAAGAUCAUAUUAGAACAGAAGCGGCCGAAAUGGUUGCUAGGAAGAAAAGAUUUGAGCUAAUUAUGGCUGAAAAUCAAGCAUCCGUUGCUGCACUUGCUAAUCGAUUGGCUCAAAGCAACGCUGAAGUGGAAAGAUUACAGUAUGAAGUCAAAUGUAGUGAAAAUUGCAUACGCGAACACAAGGAACUGCUUAGUGCGAUGCGUACCAACUCACAAUUGGUGCACGAACAAGUUCACUCUUUCAUGAGAGAGUUAGAUGCUCACAGAGAUUUAGUAGAUCAGCAUCAAUCUGGUAAUUUGUCUCAAUUUGAUUCGAUAAAAUCUCUCUUUGAGGCAAAAAUCGAAAAUCUAAAAGAGAAAGCCGCAAAGGAAAUUUCAAGACUUGAGGAUGACACUAGACUGAAAUCUGUAUUAAAUAAUGAGUUGAAAACACAACUCGAUGAAAUGUCUAAAAGUAUCAGUGAGGCACAAGGAGCAAUACUCAUAUUGGAAGAACAAAAUGACGCUAGAGAAAUCGACAUUUCACGGAUGGAGUUAGCAAAUAACAAACUUUUGGAGGAAUUAAAGAGUCGCGACAAAGCGUUAGAAGAAAGUAAGCGAUUACUUCAAGAUCAAGCAAUGCAGCAUAAAAUUAUUCUAGACGAAACAACUUGUCGAAUAGAAGGCCUUUCUAAAAAAGCUAAGCAAUGCGAAGAAAUAGAAAAAACUGCAAAGGAAACCGCUUUAUUAUUAGAGCAAGAACGAAUAAAAUGGAAAUCUUUGGAAAAUGAACUUAGGCAGCAGCUCAAAAAGGAAAUAACAGAACGUGAAGAAGUUGAACAAAAGGCCACCAAAUAUGCAGCAUUGAAUGAGGAACUUAAGAAGACUAACGCGGGAAUUAUUGAACAAUACGCUGACGUAAUCGGGCAUCAGAAUCCUAAGCAAAAGAUCAAACAUGUUAUUCGGCUAAAAGACAAAAACCUCGAGUUGGAACAGGAAUUGCAAACCAAGACCAGAUUAGUGGAACAACAACAAAAGACCAUAGAAAAGUUAAAAGCAGAAGAAAAGAGAUCUCAUUGGAAAGGCAAGGAAAAUAUAGGAAUGGUACAUUCGACCCCUAUUUCGUCUCCGCACAAAACAUUGACGCCAUUAAGAGAUCGAAACGAUUAAUCUCAAGCAAUAGUUCAAUAGCUUAUUUUCUUAAAUUAUUAAUCUAGAUUGUGCAGACAUUCGAAUCGACUCGUGCUCAAAUAAUUUCCUACAGAACUAGAAAAACAAUUGCCGCGAUGGUUAUUAACUUUACCUGUGUUGUUAAAAAAAGAGAAUAUAUAAAACUUAAAGAGAAGAAAAAUGUAUAUUUUUUAUAAAAAUUACAAAAUUAUUAUUGUUGAUACUGUUAAUUUUGCCAUUAUAUAUUUCAAUCAUAAAUGAAGCAGAUAUACUGUCGACAGCACGUUAUAAAAAAUAUUUGUAAUGUAUUUUACAUUUUAUGUAAUUUGUAUAUGAUACCAUGACAUAUUAUAUUUUAUGCGCGGUUAUUGUGUACGAACGGAU
This is a messenger RNA of Temnothorax curvispinosus, 4034 nucleotides long. Its product is annotated as hyaluronan mediated motility receptor-like. The transcript has 15 exons. Bases 636 to 3650 code for a protein of 1004 amino acids. Gene Ontology annotation, molecular function: hyaluronic acid binding. The record is from RefSeq and is a predicted model, not a curated record. NCBI's taxonomy places the organism in Eukaryota, Metazoa, Arthropoda, Insecta, Hymenoptera, Formicidae.